Messenger RNA from Ceraceosorus guamensis, 264 nucleotides. RefSeq lists its product as hypothetical. Bases 1 to 264 code for a protein of 87 amino acids. Lineage: Eukaryota; Fungi; Basidiomycota; Exobasidiomycetes; Ceraceosorales; Ceraceosoraceae. The record is from RefSeq and is a predicted model, not a curated record. The transcript is spliced from 2 exons.
AUGUCGCCAUCAACGGAGGCGAUGGGGCAAGCAGCCGUCAUUCUUUCUUCCCAUCAAGUAGCCCUGGCACAGCUAGGGCAGCCGCGAAUUACCGGCAAGGUCGUUCGUAAAAAGUCUCUAACAGUGCAGCUUGAGGAGGAAAAGAUUCUUGAAGCCUCUCUCGCGAAUUUUGCGAAUUUGAAGCUGCCUCAAGCUCCAGCAACACGGGCACCAAGCCAAAUGCCUUCGAGUGACGUCCCGAGACAAUUUGGUCGAGAGAGUUAA